AGUGUGACUCUGUGUCUGCUGGAGCUCCGCGGACAACACCUCCAACAACAGCCGUCGACGCAGCGCAGCGCAGCUCUCUGCUCUGCAGGACUAAACUUCAUCUCUCCAACAUCUCCUCACUUCUGCCUCUAGAUGCGUUUCUCCUUCACGACUUAAGCUCUUUUUACUCAGAUCAGUUCAUUCCUCAAACGUUUUCUUCCCCCUCGGAUCGAGCCGGUGGAGCUGAUGAUGAGCGGAGCGCCGGCUGCAGCGCGGCGGCUCUCUGGUGCGCUCUCCUCGGCUCUGUUGUUGUUGUUGUUGUGGACCUGCUGCGGCUCGGUGUCGGUGUCCGCUCAGGAGCUGCCCUCCAACGGGCUGAACGGAUACAGCCUCCACCCGCCCUACUUCAACCUGGCCGAGGGCACCAAGAUCACCGCCACGGCGACCUGCGGAGAGGACGACACCGGGACCGGGAUCGGGUCCGUCCGGGACCUGUACUGCAAGCUGGUCGGAGGCCCGGUGUCCGGGGACCCGAGCCAGACCAUCCAGGGCCAGUACUGUGACAUCUGCAGCCAGGGCGAGAGCGACCGCGCCCAUCCCAUCACCAACGCCAUCGACGGGACAGAGCGAUGGUGGCAGAGCCCGCCUCUGUCCCGCAGCACCGAGUUCAACGAGGUCAACGUCACCCUGGACCUGGGACAGCUCUUCCAUGUGGCCUACGUGUUGAUUAAGUUCGCCAACUCUCCCCGUCCGGACCUUUGGGUUCUGGAGAGAUCCACCGACCACGGGCAAACCUACCUCCCCUGGCAGUACUUCGCCUCCUCCAAGAGAGACUGCAUUGAGCGUUUUGGCCAGAGCACCAUUGAGAGGAUCAACAACGAUGACGACAUCGUCUGCACCACCGAAUACUCUCGUAUCGUCCCGCUGGAGAACGGAGAGAUCGUGGUGUCCUUGGUGAACGGUCGGCCCGGUGCCAUGAACUUCUCCUACUCCCCGGUACUGAGGGACUUCACCAAGGCCACCAACAUCCGUCUCCGCUUCCUGAGGACCAACACGCUGCUGGGACACCUGAUGGGCAAGGCGCUGCGUGACCCCACCGUCACCCGCAGGUAUUACUACAGUAUCAAAGACAUCAGCAUCGGAGGACGCUGUGUGUGUAACGGACACGCUGAGGCCUGCAACGCCCAGGAGCCCAACGACCCCUACAAGUUACAGUGCGAAUGUCGGCACAACACCUGUGGCCUGUCUUGUGACCACUGUUGCCCCGGAUACAACCAGUUACCGUGGAAACCGGCCACGACCUACAGCGCCAACGAGUGUGAACCGUGUAACUGUCACCGUCACUCGUUUGACUGCUACUACGACCCCGAGGUUGAUCAGAAGAGAGGCAGCAUCGACCUCCACGGACACAACAGAGGAGGAGGAGUCUGCCUCAACUGUCAGCAUCACACCACCGGAGUCAACUGUGAGCGCUGCAUCCCCACCUACUACAGGUCACCUGACCACACCAUCGACUCCUCGUUGGCCUGCUUACGCUGCGACUGUCAGUCAGAGUUUACAGACGGUACCUGUGAGGAUCUGACCGGUCGCUGUCUCUGCAAACCAAACUACACUGGAGAGAACUGCGACUCCUGCGCCAGCGGCUUCAUCAACUUCCCCGACUGUUACCCCAUCAGCACCUAUCCCUCCAACAACAACAAUGGCGAGGCCAAACCAGCAGGAGAGAUCAUCAACUGUGAGUGCAGUGCAGCCGGUACUGUUGAUAACUCCUGCAGGCCGGAUCCCAGAACCCGGACCUGCGUCUGUAAACCCGGUUUCACCGGCGACCACUGUGACACCUGCGCUCCAGGUUUCUACGGACUCAACUGUCAAGCCUGUCAGUGUUCAGGUCCUGGCUGUCUGGACGGGUCAUGUGACUUUGUGACGGGUCACAGCGUGUGCCGGAGUGGUUUCCAAGGUUACCAGUGCGACCAGUGUGCACCGGGCUACUUCGACUACCCGCUCUGCCAGCUGUGUGGCUGCAGUACAGUGGGUUCUCUGCCUGAAGGCUGUGAUGCGUCCGGUCGGUGUCUGUGUAAACCAGAGUUUCAGGGUCCUCGUUGUGAACAGUGCAGAUCUGGAUUCCACUCGUACCCCAACUGUCAAGUGUGCACCUGUGAUCCUCGCACCUCAUUGGACACCAGCUGCACCGCGUCGGGUCACUGCCACUGCCAGCCUAAUUACAGCGGAGCGUCAUGUGACCAGUGCGCUCCUGGUUACUACGGUUACCCAAGCUGCACACCCUGCCAGUGUUCUUCAGAAGGUUCCCACUACACCAGCUGUGACCAGGGGACGGGACAGUGUGUGUGUCUGCUCAACGUGGCGGGGCUGAGGUGUGACAGCUGUUCACACGGCGCCUACGGCUUCCCCAACUGCCAAGCUGGUACCUGCCACCCUGCCGGCUCUGUCCAGUAUGUGGUGCCGCCUCCAGUGGGCCAAUGUGAGUGCCGUCGUCAUGUGGAGGGCCCGGCCUGUGACCGGUGUAGAGCUCUGUACUGGAACCUCUCCCCAGACACUCCUGAUGGAUGCACCAACUGUGAGUGUAACGUUGCAGGUACCAUCAGCGGCGUUGCAGAGUGUGCACAGGAAACCGGUCAGUGUCACUGUAAACCCAACGCCUGCAGUGGAACCUGCUCCACCUGUAAAGACGGCUACUACAACCUGCAGGAACAAAACUACUUCGGCUGCCAGGGUUGCCAGUGUGACAUCGGAGGUUCGGCAGGUCAGUCUUGUGGAGAGAGGAACGGCCGCUGUCGCUGCAGACCCAACGUGGAGGGACCGAAGUGUAAUCUACCUCGUCCAGAUCAUUACUUCCCAGACCUCCACCAUCUGAAGUUUGAGAUCGAGGAGGGAACCGUGCUGGAUGGCCGACCGGUGCGAUUCGGCUACAACCCUCUGGAGUUCCCAGACUUCAGCUGGAGGGGUUACGCUCAGAUGUCCCCCAUCCAGUCCAAAGUGUUGUUGUCGGUGUCGGUCAGCUCUCCGGACCUCUUCCACGUGGUGCUACGCUACGCCAACAGGGCGGGUUCGGAUGUCCGGGGCCGGGUGUCGGUCAUAGAGGACGGCUGGAGCUACUACUGUGGUAACUGUUCGGAGCAGUCCAAACAGAUCGUCUUCGCUCCCAGCGUGGAGCCGACCUUUGUCAACGUUCCCCAGAACAACUUUGUGGAGCCGUUUGUCCUGAACCCGGGAACCUGGACCGUGGUUAUAGAGGCGGAGGGAAUCCUGCUGGAUUACCUGGUGCUGCUGCCCAGCGCCUACUACGAAGCUCCCAUCCUUCAGAUCAGAGUUACUGAGCCGUGCACCUACAGCUCUGUGACCGACGCCAGCCAGAACUGUCUGCAGUACCGAUAUCUGUCUCUGGACUCCUUCCCCUCCAUCUCCGGCAACGAUGCCACCUGCCGCAACGACAACCACCUGCCGCGCCCCUGCCCGACCGAGAGGGUGACCCCGCGCCACCCCGACAUGGCCGUCUGCAGUGGCUACGAUAUCAGCGUCGAGCUGCGAGGGCGUCUGCCGUCUGCGGGCGAUUACGUUCUGGUCGUUGAAUAUUCCAGCGAGGAAGAACUGCCACAAACUCUGUCUGUCGCUGUAAACAUGCCGGGAGCACGAACACACGAGCACCGCGUCGUCCUGCUGCACUGCAAAUACAGCUUCCUGUGUCGAGUCGUGGCCAUCGAUGGACAGAACAGAGUGGCCGUCUUCUCGCUCCCCGGCAACACCGAGAUCCAGCUCGUCUCCGACCGCGCCAGCUUCUUCCUGCACAAAGUGUUCCUGGUGCCUAAAGAGCAGUUCACCAUGGAGCACGUUGAGCCUAAAGUCCACUGCCUCGGCGCUCACGGGCAGUUCUCCCCCGACAGCUCGUCCUGCGUCCCCUCGCGCUUCCAGACGCCGUCAGACUCGCUGGUCCUGAAGGAGGGCCAGAGCUCGUCCAUGCAGGAGUCCGUCCUCGCGUCCCCCGCAGCACCUCCUCCCCUGACCGUCCACCAGAGGGACGAGCCGACCUGGACGGGAGGAGACAGACCUCCCCACGGAGCGGAUAGCGGCGACCACGUCAGGCUGGACUCGCUGCAGAAUGCAGCGGUGUACUCGACCCGGGUCCACGCCCUGGGGCGCUACGUCUUCAUCCUCCACUAUCACCAGCCUCUCCACCCCAGCUAUCCCGUGCAGGUUUACAUUAACGGAGGACGGAUCUGGCAGGGCCACGCCAACGCCUCCUUCUGUCCCCACGCGUACGGCUGUCGGAACGUCCUGGUCUCUGAGAACCAGAUCAUUCUGGACGUGACGGACCACGAGGUCUUCCUCACAGUGCAGAUACCUGCUGGCAAGACGCUGUGGCUGGACUAUGUGCUGGUUGUUCCUGAGACGAGCUACAGCUCCAGCUACCUGAACGAGGAACCUCUGGAUAAAUCGUACGACUUCAUCAGCAACUGUGGACAAAACAGCUUCUACAUCAAUCCCUCCGCCGCCUCUCCGUUCUGCCUCGGCUCGGCGGUGUCUCUGUCGGCCUUCUUCAACAACGGGGCGAUGCCCUGCGCCUGCCACGAGGUCGGAGCCGAGAGCGACACCUGCGAGCCGUUCGGUGGCCAGUGCCGCUGCAGGCCCGACGUGAUCGGCCGAGACUGCGCCAUGUGUGCCACGGGCUACUGGGGGUUCCCCAACUGCAGACCCUGUAACUGCGGUACAAGGUUAUGUGAACCGGUGACCGGCGAGUGUAUCUGCCCUCCGAGGACUCUGCUCCCAGAAUGCACCGUGUGUGAGCCGCAGACGUUCGGCUGCCACCCGGUGGUCGGCUGCGAGGUCUGCAACUGCUCCCGGCCGGGCGUCGACUCCCCCGAUGUCAACUGUGACACCCUCAGCGGACAGUGCAGAUGUAAGGACAACGUCGUUGGCCGCCAGUGUGACCGCUGCGCUCCCGGUUUCUACGGUUACCCCAACUGCAGACCAUGUGACUGCAACGAGGCGGGAACCGAAGAGGAAGUGUGCGACUCCUUCACAGGACGGUGUCUCUGCAAGGAGAACGUCCAGGGUUCCCGGUGCGAUCAGUGCCGAGUCGGUACAUUCCACUUGGACCCGACCAACCCGAAGGGCUGCACCAGCUGCUUCUGCUUCGGAGCCACCGACCGCUGUCGCAGCUCCGACAAGAGACGCACCGAGGUGAUGAACAUGGAGGGCUGGGUGCUGCUUGGAGGCGACAGACAGGAAGUGCCGGUCGCGGUGUAUCCGGGUCAGGACCUCGUCGAGGCCGACCUCAGCGACGUGCCCGAUGUCUACCAGGACCUCCACUGGCACGCACCAAAGACAUACCUGGGAGACAAGGUCUCGUCGUACGGAGGUUAUCUGAGGUAUCGUCUCCACACUCAGACGAUGAGAGGCGACGUGUUGUCUCUGCCUGCUGAAGCCUCCAGGCCUGACAUCAUCCUCAAGGGGAACCAGAUGACGUUGGUGUUCAUGGAGAGAGAGUACUCGUCACCUGAGGAGCCUCACCUGGGGAUAGUUCACAUGGUGGAGGGAAGUUUCCGUCACGCUCAGACGGGUAACUCGGUGUCUCGGGAGGAGCUGAUGAUGGUUCUGGUCGGUCUGGAGUCUCUGCAGGUCCGAGCCCUGCACUCCCAGUCGGCCCACUCCGUGUCGCUGCGCGGCGCCGUGCUGGAGGCCGCCGAGGCCAUGCCCGUCGGUCGCCACGCCAACAACGUGGAGAUCUGCAUGUGUCCCGCCAACUACCUGGGAGACUCGUGUCAGAAAUGUGCUCCGGGUUUCUACAGAGACACUAUCGGCCUGUUUCUGGGUAAAUGUGUUGCCUGUAACUGUAACGGACACUCUGACCGCUGCCUGGACGGAUCUGGGAUCUGCUUGGACUGCCAACACAACACGGCUGGCGACCGCUGCGAGAGCUGCCUGGGCGGUUUCCUUGGCAACAACAGUCUGGACGGACAGGCGGUGUCCUGCUCCAGUUGUCCCUGCCCGCUGAGGGUCCCGUCCAACAACUUUGCAGAGGGCUGCGUGCAGAAGACCGACAGGAUGCAGUGUCUGUGUAUGCCCGGCUACGCUGGACCGCACUGUGAAAGGUGCGCCCCCGGUUACUACGGCAACCCCAUGGUGCUGGGCAGCAGGUGCCAGCUGUGCCAUUGCCACGACAACACGGACCCCAACAUGCUGUUCACCGACUGCCACCCGCUGACCGGCGAGUGUCUCAGCUGCAUGCACAACACGGCCGGGCCUCACUGUGACAUCUGCGCUCCCGGUUUCUACGGCGACGCCAUCGCCGCCAAAAACUGCACCAAAUGUAACUGCUCUCCGUGUGGCACCGAGUCAUGUGACCCUCACACAGGACAGUGUCGCUGUAAAGCCGGAGUCACCGGACCGCGCUGUGAGCGCUGUGAGGACGGCUCGUUCGGCUUCGACUCAUGCUCCGGCUGUCAUCAGUGCGACUGCGACGCCUCUGCGGCUCUCGUCCAGCCGUGUGACCCUCAGAGCGGUCAGUGCGCCUGUCAGCCCGGCGUCAACGGGCCGAGCUGCAGACAGUGCGCUCCCGGACACUGGGACUACGGACCCAACGGAUGCAGGAAGUGCGGCUGUAAAGGAGGUCGCUGUGACCCCCGGUCGGGAGAGUGCCGCUGUCCUGACGGGAUGACGGGGAAGCAGUGCGACACCUGCUCACAGAAAUACAACGUUCCUGUAGAGCACCAACACGGCAUGCACUGUGAACCGUGUGACAGCUGCGUCGUCGUCCUGUUGGAGGAUCUGGACAAGAUGAACGACGACUUCCACACGGUAACCGGUCAGCUGAGCAGCCUCAACGCCAGCUCCAUGGCGUGGGCUCAGCUGCAGAACCUCAACAAGUCUGUGGACGACAUGGCUCGGGCCAUAGAGAACUACAACAGUACGCUGGAUGACAGCAGGAGUCGGGCCGACAUGCUGGAAGCUGAGAUCAUGAACAUCAAUGAUGACAUUGAUGAACUGCAGGGCAAGGCGACCGUGAUGACGGACAGAGCUGACGACCUGAAGAACAGCACCAACAACACACACCAGAGGGCGCAAGACCUGCUGUCCUUCAUCAACAACAUGACCAUGGAUUUAAACGACGUCAUGACGAUGGCGAACCGGUCCUGGCUGAAUGACACCGAGGCGGCGCAGGACGACGGGGAGAGGGAGACGAAGAUGAGGAAGGUGCAGGCCAUGAUGAGGGAGAUGAGGUACCGGAGCUGCGUGGGCCAGAAGAAGAUGGCUGACAAAGAGAAGAGCGAGGCACAGAAAUUGUUGGAUCGCGUCAACACGGAGUUGGCGGGUCGUCACGGAGAAAACAGCGACCUGGCCAAAGCUAUCAGAGACCGCCUGACCCGCUUCCACUCCCAGAUGAUGGAUCUCCGAGACGCCCUAAACCAAGCUGUGAACAACACGGCCAGAGCCACGGAGAUCAACAACGUCAAUGAGAAAACCCUGGAGGACAACCAGAGGAGGAUAGAAGACCUGCUGUCGAAGCAGAAGGAGGUCAACGACCAGCUGCACAUGGCUGAAAAUGACGUAGCGCAGGUCAACGACGUGCUGUCCAUGCUGCACGACUCCAAAGAGGAGUAUGAACGCUUGGCGGCCCAGCUGGACGGCGCCAGAACACCGCUGGCAAAGAAAGUGCAGAACUUUGCUUGGGUCGACUCCAAAAUCCCUCUGGUGGAGGAAGCAGAGAGACACGCGGAGCUGCUCAACGCUUUAGCCAUGAACCUGUCCAGUUUGGUUGCAGAAACCAAGAAGGAUGGAUUUGUGGAUGUAACACAAUCCUACAAUAAGAUUAUCAACAGCAUCAAGGAGGCAGAGGAGGCCGCCAAGAUGGCCGACAAGGCCGCUAACGACACUAUGGAGACCAUAAAGGACCAGGAUCUGGGUCGGAGCGCCGACCUUCUGAGGAACCACAGCGUGGAGCUGAAGGACGAGGUCCUGAAGCUAAACGAAGAACUCAACAACGACCUGAAGCCGCAGCUGGAAGACGCUCGGAGGCGACUGGACGACGCCAAAACCAAACAGGCUGAUGUGAUGAAGAACCUGCAGACGGUUCAGAACAACCUCAACUUCACCACGAAUGUGAGUCAAGAGAUCGACGAAGCAAAGCGAGCGGCGGAUCUGGCGAACAUCACGGCCACGCAAGUCAACGAUGCCCUGCGUCCCAUUAAAGAGCAGCUGGACCAAUGGCAGCAGACCUACGGAGACGCCAACGCCACCAACGAUGACAUCAACAAGGCGCUGAUGGAGGCCAACAAGACUGUGCACGCUCUGGGUGAGACGAUCCCUCUGCUCAUGAAGAAGCUGGAUAAACUGCAGAAUCACUCGGCACAGAUGCCCAACAUCUCCGAGAACAUCAGCCGCAUCCGACAGCUCAUACAGCAGGCGCGCAACGCUGCCAGCAAGGUGAGCGUGCCGGUGAAGUUCAACGGGUCGUCCGGCGUUCAGGUCCGUACUCCGCACAACCUGGCCGACAUGGCCGCCUACACCUCCCUGAAGCUCUACAUCACGCUGCCGGAGGCGACGCGAUCCAGGCGGCAGGACAGCAGCAACCAACAGUUCGUCUUCUACCUCGGCAACAAGGAUUCCAGUAAGGAGUUCCUGGGCAUGGCGUUGGCGGGGAAGAGACUGCGCUGGUACUUCAACGUCGGAGGAGAAACCGCCGAGGUGCUGAUGUCUGAAGAAGUCCAGUCUAACGGAAACUUCAACAGCGUCGUGCUGGAGAGGAUCCUCCAGUACGGUCAGAUGUCGAUGUCUACAGAAGCCACCGAGGGAGACCAACACGUCACUAAAGCCUACGUGGAGGCUGUAGGAGAUCAGGGGCUGCUCAACCUCCUGACCGACGACACCGUCUUCUACGUGGGAGGAUACCCAAGUACUUUCAAACCCCCCGCCCCGCUCGUUCUGCCCAACUUUAAGGGCUGCAUCGAGCUGGAUACGCUCAACGAGGAAGUGCUCAGUCUGUAUAACUUUGAAAACACCUUCCAGCUCAGCACCACCGAGGAGAAGCCGUGUGGCAGGUCCAAGCCGGUGCUGACUCAGGCCUGGGUGAAUGACGCGGCGUAUUUUGACGGUACCGGCUUUGCCGACGUCACCUUCACUGACGAAGUGACUCGCAUGCAGCGCUUCGAACAGGAAGUGAAGCUGAUCUCACACAACGGAAUACUGCUGCUGCUGCAGAAGGGGAGUCAGUUCCUGUGUCUGGCCGUGCUUCAGGGCAAACUGAAGGUGUUCUAUGACUUCACUGGUGAGCUGAUGGAGCUCGAGCCCAAAGAUCCUUUGUCUGAUUUCCUGAAGAUCAGCGACGCCGACUCCAAAGCUCUGGAGAUCAUCAUUCUGCGUACAGCCCCGUACCGCGUUGUGGUGAGGAACAACCGCGUCGGCAUCUACACCAACCAGUUCACCGAGAGCAUCCCCACAUUCAGUGGAAACUACUACCUGGGAGGAGUACCGGAGCACAAGAUGCCUGAGAAGUUGAAGUCUCUGUUUCCUAAGCAGGGCUCUCUGAAGGGCUGUUUCAGGAAUGUGAAGGCCCAAAACUCUCACGUCGACCUGAAGAGGAUGACGAGCUCCGGAAUCAGUUUCGGCUGCGACAGCGACCUGCUGGUGGCUCGUGAGGCUCAUUUCUCCGGUCAGAGCUACCUGGACUUGGCCCUGACCAACAUUCCCAGCCUCAGGAACAACUUCUACGCCAGCUUCAGCUUCAGGACCGCGCAGAAGGAGGGACUCAUGUUCUACCACCACGAUCAGGAUGGAGUUUGUCAGGUGUCUUUGCUUGACGGCCACGUCGUGGUGAAAGCUGGAAACCGAGCGAUUAAGACACAGAAGACGUACAACGAUGACAACAGCCACUACAUCGCUAUCUACAACAACAUCAACGGGAUGCGUCUGUACAUGGACGACGUGCUGGAGAAAGCAAAGGAGGUCAUCCAGCUGGACAGCAGGGGAAGUGGAGGUGUGACGGGCCCCCAGGGAAGCACCUUCCUGGGAGGAAUGCCCGACCCGAGAGCCGCCAACCUCACUGGAUGCAUCAGCAACGUCUUCAUCAGGAGGGAAACGGAUACUCAGAUGGUUCUGAACCUGCUGAAAGCGAAAGAAAACGUCAACGUUCCUCUGGACUGUCCCGCCGCCAAAAAACCUCAGCAGAUCGUCGCCGCCGCGCCCAAACACAGCAACAAACCCAAGGGAAAGCACAAGAAGCCGUCGGGGUCUCGCAGCCGUAACACCAGGGACUCGUGUCACGGCGAGCUGUCGGAUCAGGAGGCCGGAGGGACGCACUUCAGCGGCUCCACACACAGCUACCAGAGAUACGACGCUCUGCCCAGAUCACUCAGCUCCAUGCCUCAAAUCUCCAUGGCGAUGAGGAUCAACUCCUCCGAUGGUUUGGUGCUGUACGCGGCCGGCGAGCAGCGCGGCGCAGCCGUGAUGUCUCUCAGCGUGUCCGACGGCCACCUGCUGCUUCUGUUGGACGGAGGAAAGAGGAAGCUCAGCCUGCGCAGCCGCAAGAAGUACAACGACGACCAGUGGCACACGGUGUUUAUAAAGCGUGAAGGAGAGAAGAUCAGUCUGAUCGCGGACGGCAUCGGCGCUCAGUCGAAGAGAAUCCCCGGAGGAGACCGGACUCGUCUCGCCGGUUCUUUAUACGUCGGAGGCGUCCCGCCAUCACUGACGGCUCCGGGCUCUGCUGGGUUCGUGGGUUGUGUCAGAGACCUGACGCUGAACGAAGCCCCGGCAGGAAGCCCGGCUCACAGCCAGGGGACGGUGCCGUGCUUCCAGAGUCCUCUCCAGCCCGGAGCCUACUUCUCUGGCCAGGGAGGACACAUCGCUAUAGAUGAGUCCUUAGUUCUGGGUCGGGAUCUGGAGAUCCAGCUGGAGGUUCGGCCCGUCUCGGACUCCGGGCUGCUGUUGCAUGCUGGGACGUCACCUGACCAGCGCUUGAGUUUGGUCCUGAGCCAGGGAGAGGUGAUCGUUUUAUUAAACGGCGGCAAAGGUGAAAUCUCUACCUCCUUCACUCCUGAAGAACCGCUCUGUAACGGACGCUGGCACACCAUCACAGUGGUGAAGAAGAACAACGUCCUGCAGCUCCAUGUUGAUGCAGCCAGCGAGCACAGCGUCGGCCCCAAACAGAGCCGCUCAGCCGGGGCCAAAGAGACCGUUUACCUGGGAGGGGUUCCUGAUGGCGUCACGGUUCCCGGUCUACCUGACGGCCUGCCGGUCUUCCACGGCUGCAUCCGCCUCGCGACCAUCAACCGCCGACCCGCCAUGUUGUCCAAACCGCUCGCUGUGCACGGAGCAGUGGGGACGCAGGGCUGCCCACACAUGUAAACCCAACACACACACACACACACACACAGUCUUAUCCUCACAUUCCCCAACUACAAAUUACUGGUGGUGGGCGUCAUGUUACUGUAGCUAAUUUAAAAUAUAUAUAUUAAUAUUUAUUUUCUAUUUUCAGAAAAAUGUAUAUUUUAUAUUUUACAGUUUUGUCGUUGCAAUAUUACUGGUUUGUUUUUGUGCUACAGGGUGCUGUAACAACAGGCUGCACGUAGAGAUGCACCGAUACACGUCACUGCUGCAACUACUCUAAAAUCACAACUCUAAAAUCACAACUCUAAACUCUAAAAUCACAACCCUAAAAUCACAACUCUAAAAUGUGACGGAUUUUGUAAAUAAAAGCUGAUUUUUUUACGUCAAUCAUCCAGAAACCUGAAUGUGCGUUCUAUCUUCAGGUAACUGAUGCGUUGCAGCCGUGCACGGUGCAUCUCUAGCAGACAAUGUUAAGAAAACCUACUGAGUCGGUACACUGUGAACACUGUAAUGUAUGAGCAACGUCCUCAGGCAGCGCUGACGGGCAACGCUACCUGUAACUGGGACGAGGACGGGACUUCUGGGAAUAUCAGAGUUAAUUAAGUCUCAGUGACACAAAGAUGGAGAUAAAUUAAACAUCCAACACAGAAUGAGGUUGACAUGGAAACACGGAGAGAGAUAAGAGCCGUUAACAUGCUGCUUGUGUGGCCUUUAUGUUCUUUUAACUUCUACAUUAAACGGUUAACUUUCAACCUGAGAACGCUGCAGCCGCUAAACAGACUAAUGUAAUCGCUCGGGGAAACUCCUCUUCGUCAAUAUACAUCCACUAAAACUUGUUGUUGUUGCCACAGACGGGUUCAGAUUAUUAUAACAAUAUAAUAACAAUCUGAGCCUGUCAGUGGUUAAAAACGAUCACUUUUAGUGGACGUAAACGGACGGUGAAGGAUUACAUCACAGCCUGGUUCACAGCUACAGUGUUGUCGCUCAAUACCGGACCAAUUUCAUGACAACUUGGACACAAGAACAUGGUCCAGGACGACUCUUUUUAAGAGUAAAAAUGCAACAAUCAAUUAAGUCCAAUUUGUCUCAGAUUUCUCUGAAAACCUGUUCCAUCAACCUUGGUGACAAUGCUGCGUUCAGGUCAUGUUGGAGUUACUGUAAUUACCAGUUUCCAAUGAAAUCAUGAAUAAUGUUCAUGUCAACAUCCAGGUUGUAAUUGCGACUUUGGCCAUUUGUCAUUCAAUUAAAUCCAAAUGUAAUGAAUAUAUUGUCACAGUAAUUGAAACCCUAAAUAUGGGAUGAAUUCCCGUAUGACCCGUCCCGUCCGUCGCCUCGUGUCCAGGUCCAGGAAGUGUCUCCCGUCUCUAUUCCGUCAUAAAUGUAAACAUGUACCAAACGUGUGUAAUAUAACCACUGUUUUAAAACGAUGUCACAGAAAGAAUAAGCUGCCCCCCCCACCCCACCCCCACCCCCAC
This is a messenger RNA of Sebastes umbrosus (honeycomb rockfish), 12794 nucleotides long. RefSeq names its product laminin, alpha 5 (gene lama5). Gene Ontology annotation, molecular function: signaling receptor binding. Gene Ontology annotation, biological process: regulation of cell migration; regulation of embryonic development; cell adhesion. The record is from RefSeq and is a predicted model, not a curated record. The transcript is spliced from 80 exons. Lineage: Eukaryota; Metazoa; Chordata; Actinopteri; Perciformes; Sebastidae. Gene Ontology annotation, cellular component: basement membrane. The coding region runs from base 226 to 11337 and encodes 3703 amino acids.